GCCUCUUCAGAGGAUCAAUGGUUUUGAUCUGGAUGUCAGUUCUGUUAAUCUUGGAGGUCAUAAGCGCAUCAUCAUCAGUCUACAUUCAUUAUGUCUCACUGGACACCUUGGAUACUCAGAAAGAACGUGUAGGACUGAUCUGUGUGACGGCAUAUCUGUACAUUUUGUCUGGGAUGAUAUUGUUUAAAGCACUGUUUCAUGUCUAUGGACGCUUCACCAGAAGACCACAUUCUAACAGGACACAGCAAUCAGUGGAGUUGAAUUCUACAGUCACAGAGGCACAGCAAACAUCAGGUCAUGCCAUUGUGUACAUGCUGGGGGCAGUGGGUCUCAGUUUUGUGAAUUCCAUUGCACUGGCAGUAGAACUGAUUCUGAAAGCACGAAAUGGUGAGCGUACAGUGGAAGACCUGCGAGUUAUUCUCAUACCCUCUGAAAGUGUCUUUGCUAUAGGCUGUCUUAUGCUACAGAUAUCUGCAUUCUGGUGGACAAACAGAGAAAGGUUGAUGUAUGACCUGAAAGACUUGCGUCAGUUGUGCAGGUGUAAACAGGUGUCAGCGGACUCACCGGUACAGAAUCAUGAACUUCAGGCUCUACAGAACUCCAGAGGCUGAUUCUGCUCCUCAGGAAUUGGCGUCUUAGGAGGUAUUGAGGAAUUAUUGCUUCUUGUAUGCAGACCACGUACAUGAUGACAUGUAGGUUUGGAGCCAUCUGAGGGACACAGAUUAAUGUCUGCUCAAAGAAACUUUGUAUUUGAUACAUACAGAAAAUCCCAGCAGGCACUGGGCCAACCAAAGACACAGAAGCAAUUUCUUCUUGGACAUGAUUUCUUCUAGUGACAUGGAAGAAAAUAUGAACAGUUGCAUUCAGAGCAUUUUUGGUCUGAACUGUAAACUUUCCAUUCUGCUACCAUGCUGGUGCCACUGCUGUGUUGAGAAUCAUUCACCACCUGACCUGUGGUCAGAAACUGACCCAGUGCUCCGUGCUGUCACCAAGGGGGUAGAAAAAUAGUGCACAUGUGAAAUCUAUUUUGGUACGCUUUCUGUACGAUAAAUUUGCACAUAUUCAUCACUGUAAAAUGUAUAGUUAUUAUAUAGCAAUGUUUAAUGCAGAAACCUUUAAUUUGCUUUAUAAGAAGGCUUUGUUACAAAAAUGCUAAUUUCCACUGGUCCCCCUUUGGAAUUUGCAAGUAAUAUUGAAUGUUUACAUUUGAUGGCAGCUGUGUCUUAGCUGGUGAACUGAGGCUAGUAACAUAAAUUGACUUUGUCAAUUUGCCAGCAGCACUGCUGUGUCUGAUCCACUUGUAACAAUACAACACACCACCACCACGUCAGUG
This is a messenger RNA of Colossoma macropomum (tambaqui), 1333 nucleotides long. RefSeq lists its product as uncharacterized. The record is from RefSeq and is a predicted model, not a curated record. Lineage: Eukaryota; Metazoa; Chordata; Actinopteri; Characiformes; Serrasalmidae.